AUGGCUGCAUCAUUCAUCGCUGCCGAAGCAUAUGGACACGGAGAUGUAUCAAAAGCUGCAAGGAUAAGGAUAGAUCCGGCAGCAUCCUAUUUCGUAAAUGGUUUGAGAAGUACCGACCCACCACGACUGGCUCCACGACCAAUAGUCAGCAUUGCACAAGUUGCUACCGUAGCCCCACUGAACAGAACUUUGCCUGUCUUGAAGCGACGAUCGUUCAAGCAGCAAAGCGAGCACUAUUUCCUGUCCAAAAAUCGCGAUUCCAUGAUCCUGCUGUGGCAAAGUGCAAGGUGUGCGAAGCUCCCAUGCCGUCAGCCCAGAUCAUGUCAUUGCACGAGCUGCAUAAGAAUGGAAUGUGCAUGUAUGUUCCAAUCCUGUUCACCAUUUGCGAAAGCAAAACAUGAUGGGCAACAUUCGAGCUAUGAAAGUAUGAAUGGUAUAGAAGGAACCUGCUGCCCACUCUGUGGCACACUGAUUCAGUGGAAUAUCCAGAUGCUGGAUCAACAUACACGAUAA
Molecule: messenger RNA, 513 nt
Organism: Cylicocyclus nassatus
Lineage: Eukaryota; Metazoa; Nematoda; Chromadorea; Rhabditida; Strongylidae
Source: the annotation of a GenBank genome assembly